This is a messenger RNA of Panthera uncia (snow leopard), 4520 nucleotides long. Its product is annotated as protein Shroom3-like. Gene Ontology annotation, cellular component: cortical actin cytoskeleton; apical junction complex; adherens junction. The coding region runs from base 3319 to 3894 and encodes 191 amino acids. Lineage: Eukaryota; Metazoa; Chordata; Mammalia; Carnivora; Felidae. Gene Ontology annotation, molecular function: actin filament binding. The record is from RefSeq and is a predicted model, not a curated record. Gene Ontology annotation, biological process: actin filament organization. The transcript is spliced from 2 exons.
UUUUGGUUUUUUUUGAAGAGGUCUGCCUGGCAGAGAAAUGGUUGUUUGGUAUAGCCAACUUUCCCUUGUUGCCUUCAGUUACUCACAUCCCUUUUAACUGCAGUUUUAAAUCCAAAUUUCCAUCACUUAAACGUAGAAGCAUUUUAAAAAACCAAAUACCAUCCAAAUAUGUACCAUUUGGGCCAGGAGUGACGGAUGAGACUGCUCAGUAACUUCUAUAUCACAGCAUGGCCAUACGUGCUAACACAUCACCUUAUGGCCCGGCAAAUAGCUUUCAGAAACCAGAGUGCCACGAGAUGUGCCCUGGUUCUUCCCACCGAAUCCUCCCUGCAUCACUCCCGGACAUUUCCGUCUCCUUCUAGUCUUCCUUCUACCCUGAAGCCCACAGUACACAUCAGCUCCUGCACAGAGAGGCUGUGGUUCUGCCCGGCAUCUGGGUCUUUGAAAACCCAAACAAGCUGUGCAGAGGACAGACUGAGAGAAUUAGGCUGCCAAGCCUGAUCUCCCAUUGCUGUUCCGCUGUGUCACUUCUUUGCCCGCUGCCCGCCCACUGCCCUGCCUGAGGGCUGCCCUUUCGGCACUAUUGACCCGCGUAGGAGCCCCGAGCUGAGUCCAGAAGAAACUCCGCCCAACAUGUGAGGACGGACAUAUCCUUCCUGGUCUCCGCUCAUUCACACAUUCAGAAUCUCCUGUCCCUUCAAAUACCAGCUUCUGAGGCCAUGAUGAGGGUUUGUUUUUUAAUGAUAUCAAAUAAACUGUCAGCAAAAGUGCUUUGAGUUCCAGAAGUGAUGACACAAUAUUAGUUUCAAAAGAAGUCCUAGUGAGAGGAAUGAAAAACGCAAGGCCGUUACCUUCUUUUCCAUCUCCUAGUUCUGUUUCAAGACUUUUCUAGAAACUAUACUUCUCAAGACAAGAGGCUGAAAUGGAUCCCACAUUUGAAUAAUCAGAGACCUUUCCCUGAGGCUGGAGUAUAGAAAUGUUGCGUAGUCAUCUGCCCCUUUGGAUUUGGUGUAACUGUGAGAAGGUAUCGUCCGGUGACGGAGCGGUGAGCCUAGGGAAUGCAGGCAGCAAGAUGAAAACCUCCUGGCCUGACUUCAUGGAGAUGUCAGAGUUUCUCACUGUCUACCUGAAAAGCAGCUGUAAUGACAUUUGACUUCUCUGAACCUUGUCUGGUGGGAAUGCUGGAAGCUGUAACAGCAGGCAGGGUUUAUUUUUCCUAUUGCUUUCCAUCCGUCUCCUUGCUGUUCUCUUCGUAAGAACGGAUAACACCACGCAGGAUCGUCACACCCUGCUGGGCGUGUUUCUGGAGCUGCCUAGCAGGCUGGGUAGCAGGCAAAUACCAGAAAUGCCAGCCACAAUUGGUGGGGGUUUUCUGGAAAAUCUAUUUUCCAGGAGAACAUAAGGAAUAUUAAACAAUAUUCUCUGCCACCUGCAUUUUUUCUGGGUUUAGACUCCUCAGUUGGGGAGUGAUAUAGACUGUACGGGUUUUUCCUCUACUGAAAGUAUCCUUGCAUUGACUUUGUCUUAACUACACAGCUUGAGGAAAGCCAAAGAUUAUAACCUAUGACGAGGUAGUGCAGCAGAUGAGAAUUGUGUUAGUCACUGUUUAGCCUUUGGGCUUAGGUGAGUCGAGAAGACAAGUUGUCACCGUGAAGGCCAAAACGUAGACAUUUCAAGGACGCUCUGAACCUUAGAUUGGAAGACAGAGUACCUCUGAUGGUCCAGCUCCAAGAUGAGCACAACAUGGAGAAAUAUUUCCCCAUAUCAUUGUAAUUGUUGUAUUUUCUGGUGAUGAAGAAAUAGUACCAAAAAUCCUCAGGACCCUUCAGUUCUGUUAGUCAAAAUUAUUUCUAUUUUUCCCCUUUUCCUUCCUUUAAAAAUGAAGAUUUUACUCUAACAUCAAAAUUGUGAUCCUUUCUUACCAAGUUUCCAAUUGAAGCCACAUGGCUUGAUUUUAUAUAUAUGCAUAAAAAAAAUUUUUUUUUGAGCUGGAACUGUUUUAGUGGUAAAGAAAUAGGUUUUAACCAAAAAAAGAUUAUGUCCUUUUUCCAUCUGGCUACCUUAGGCUAAGAGAAAAACAAAAGACUAAUUUAAAAAUCAUGAAGUUUAAUUUCCCUUGUAGCAAACUAGUAGACCUUUAGCAUAAGUGUAAUCAAACUGGAAACCACUAAGACCUUUACUUCAUUCCUUCAGUUAAAUAUAUUGGAUACUUGUGUAACUGUUUCAUAUGCAUAGACAUUUGCAAUAAAAAUGGCAAAUUAUAUAACUCAGGCAAGUGGAGAUAGUGGAGCACGAUGGAAAGAUCACACGGCUGACUUCUGAUAAAGGUCUCGGUGAAUAUUUAUGAUGACUGUACAAGGCUAGUUCCUGAAUCAAGCUGACUUGAGUUCAAGGCAGCCCCGCUUAAUGGUAUGUGUGUCUUGGGCCAUCACCUCACCGGAGUCUGUUUCUUCACCUGCUGUAUAUGUAUGAUUGUUGGGAAGACUAAAUGAGAUAAUCCAUGUAGAGUUUAUUGCACGGUGUCUGGCACAUAGUAACUGCUCUGUUGAAUGGUAACUAUCUUCAAUAGUCCACUCAGCUCUCUGACCUUGGGUAAGCCCCUUUGUUCCUUUAACUCUUGGCUUCUCUAUUUGUAAAACAAGAAAUCUAUACCCUACCUGCCUGUGGUAUCGUUAUGAGGACCAAAAGAGAGCAUGUCUUGAAAAGCCUUAUAAAAGUGAAUAAAUGGGGCAUCUGGGUGGCUCAGUCGGUUGAGGUCCAACUUGGGCUCCGGUCAUGAUCUCACAGUUUGUGGAUUUGAGCCUCGCAUCGCACUUUGAGCUGACAGGGGGGGGAUCCUGCUUUGGAGUCUGUCUCCCUCUCUCGCUGCCCCUCACCUGCUCAUGUGCACUCUCUCUCUCUCUCAAAAAAUUGAACUUAAAAAAAAAAAUAGUAGUAAAAUAAAAGUGAGUUGACAAGCCAGUUGGGAAAACUGAGCUGUACAGAGCAUGACUCAAUUGGGAAACAUUACAAGGCGAUGAUGUGUAGUCAAGUGUUGGCCUGUGAAGACUGAAUAGGCUCAGAGAAAGGCAGUUGUAGACAUUCAGGGAAAGGAAAGAAUAUUGUGGCGUCAUGUUGAGAGGCAGUCCAGACAGAGUAGGGGACCUUCAGCUUAGCCUUGAAAAGACAGGAUGUGCCUGGGAGAAAUGAAUCCUCUUUCCAUUGACAAUUCCACUGGCUAAUGUUUGCUGUGUGUCUCCUCUGGGGUUACAGGCCGAGCUCAUUGGAAGCCUCACCCACAAGCUUGAGACCCUGCAGGAAGCGAAAGGGAGUCUGCUGAUGGACAUCAAGCUCAAUAAUGCCUUGGGGGAAGAGGUGGAGGCUUUGAUCAGUGAGCUCUGCAAGCCGAAUGAGUUUGACAAGUACAAGAUGUUCAUCGGGGACUUGGACAAGGUGGUAAACCUGCUGCUCUCCCUCUCAGGGCGCCUGGCCCGUGUGGAAAACGUCCUUAGCGGCCUCGGUGAAGAUGCCAGUAAUGAAGAAAGGAGCUCCCUCAACGAGAAGAGGAAGGUCCUGGCUGGGCAGCACGAGGAUGCCCGGGAGCUCAAGGAGAACCUGGAUCGGAGGGAGCGUGUAGUGUUGGACAUCCUGGCCAACUACCUGUCAGAGGAGCAGCUCCAGGAUUACCAGCAUUUCGUGAAAAUGAAGUCAACACUCCUCAUUGAGCAGCGAAAGCUGGACGACAAGAUCAAGCUAGGCCAGGAACAAGUCAAGUGUCUGCUGGAGAGCCUCCCGUCUGAUUUCAUUCCCAAGGCAGGGGCCUUGGUUCUGCCCCCAAACCUUGAGAGUGAAACGGCUCCUGUUGGGGGGUGUACUUUAAGUGGUAUUUUUCCAACAUUAACCUCCCCACUUUAACCUCUUCUAAAACACCCAACCAAAAGAUCACCCUUUCUCUCAACACUAUUUAAUCUGAAAAAUGUUUCAGUACAAACCACCAUUUAAACUCUAUGGGUUAUUGGGGUUUUUCUGGAUGAAAGGAAAACAAACAAACAAACUAUCCAGGAAAAAGCCUGUUUCUUCCUUCUCACCCUACAUGAUUGAUCUGAGAGCUUGAAUGCUGCUGGGAACUUACUCCUUUCUAUGAUCACUUUCUAGUAGAAGGAAAAUUAAUGAAACUGUGAGAACUGAUGGGAGGGCGUUCGAUUUAGUUUUUAACAGGCUGAGGCAACUUAGAUGAGUGUCACCCUCAGGAAUGUAUUCACAGUGGCCUUCCUUGCUUGUGGGUGGUAUAUCUUGACAACAGGUAUAAGAACUCAUUAAUGAAGGGUCUGCAACAUAAAGCCUUAAAGAGAAACACCCACAGAAGAAAACUGUAAAACCUUGAACAUUGUCGUUAUUUAUAUUUUUUAAAAUGAGAAAGAUCAUUAUGUUUGUGUGCUAACCACUUAUUUGAUUCUGUUUUGUGGUGGACAUAGGCAGUUAUGUUUGAGCUUUGUACUUUGUGAAAACCUUAAUGAAAUGAAGAAUUCCAAAGAUAAUCA